Monopterus albus (swamp eel) is the source of this 3608-nucleotide messenger RNA. RefSeq names its product G protein-coupled receptor 158a (gene gpr158a). Gene Ontology annotation, biological process: G protein-coupled receptor signaling pathway. The coding region runs from base 381 to 3608 and encodes 1075 amino acids. Gene Ontology annotation, molecular function: G protein-coupled receptor activity. The record is from RefSeq and is a predicted model, not a curated record. NCBI's taxonomy places the organism in Eukaryota, Metazoa, Chordata, Actinopteri, Synbranchiformes, Synbranchidae. Gene Ontology annotation, cellular component: membrane. The transcript has 13 exons.
UUGAUUCAGUCUGUGUAGUCUGCACGCAGAAGGAGGACGUCCGCCGCACAGCAAAGGCAAGACAGUCUCCAGAAGGAGAGAGGGGGGUGGGGGGAAACAGCUGCAACCGGAUAGUCAACAUCAACAAGCUGUAUGAGGCAUCUGUAAAGAAGGAGGAAUUUGACGAGUUCCUUGCGGUUAUUUUCCUCAUUUGUUCUUUUGGUUUCAAUAACAGAGACGUGGAGCGCAUUAUCCUACAAGUGGCGAAGAUGGUUUAGCGAAGCAAUUUGCCAGAUUUUUUCCCAUUUUUCUUUUUUUUCAGCUUAGUCGCCCUGUAUUACAGUACACUGUCAUUUCGAGCAGCAAUCCCCCAAACAUCUGCGGACGCUCGUUUCGGAGAGAUGGCUGUUUUCCGGCUGUCGUUGCUGCUGCAAGUAGGAUUUGUGAUUGGAUCACACUAUAAAUACGCGGAAUGGACAGCGCAUGGGAAGGACAUCAGACCACAGGAGGCGAUUUACGACGCUCAGACGCACCGUUGGCAGCUGGCGCAUCUCCGUGCGCCGUAUCACCCUCCCGGGGAGGUGGCGGUGCUGCCACAGAAAAUAGAAGAACCUCUUCCCAGGCUGGUCACGGCUUUUCUCCACACGGGAGACUCGACCACCUUAAAGCACGCCAACUGCACGCGGAGGUACGAACUCACCUCAUUGCGAGGAAGGUCACAAGCCACCCCGCAUUACUCCAUGAGCAGCGUGUUGGAUACAGUGCUGCACGCCACAAACUUCCUCAAUAUGAUUUUGCAAGCCAACAGGUCCAGGGAGCAGACUCUCCGGCGAGACAUUGAGUGGUACCAUGCCCUAGUCAGGAGUAUUCUGGAGGGAGACUCCAAGAUUCACCGGGCAGUUGUCACUUUUAGCGCAGAUUCGUCCGUAACUGGCCCCUCCGUGCUUCUCCAGGCGACGAGGGCGGGUGGAGAGAUAAUUCUCCAAGACCUCUCCAGCAUGGCCCACCGCUAUCUGCACAAUCGCACAGCAGAAACAGAGUGGUACCACAAAGUCAAAGACAGGAAGAAGCCCAGUUUCCAUAAGAGGGUCCUGAGCCAAGAUUUUAGAUCAGUUGACAAUUCUUUAAAAAGAGGAGAGAGUUUUAUUCCGGACAAGACGCAUGUCAAGUGGUCUGUUCCCUACCUGGAGUGUGAAAAUGGGAAUUUUGUUCCCCGUUGGCUUUUGACCUUAUCAGCUGCUUUCUAUGGCUUGAAGCCCAACCUGGCUCCUGAAUUCAGGGGUGUGGUGCGAGUGGACAUUAACCUGCAGGAUGUUGAUAUCGACCAGUGCUCCACUGACGGCUGGUUUGCAGGAACUCAUCAAUGCAACCUGACCACUAUGGAGUGUUUGCCAAUCCAUGGGCAUGGAUUUGUCUUAGAUAAGUACAAGUGCCACUGCAAGAAAGGAUUCUACCACCCCAACAGAGUAGCUGAUAAUGGGUUUGCAAGGAUGGGAAGAAAGGGAAAAGCUGCAGACAGUGGCCCCAGUGCAGACGAGGGCUCUUCGAGCGACUGCCUGCCAUGCCAGCAGGGCUGUGCCUACUGUAAGGAUGACACCCCCUGUGUGGCACGAGAGGACAGCCCUCUUCGCAUGGCUGUGCUUUCUUUCCAGUGCCUUUGCAUACUGACUGUCUUUGUUAGCAUGGUGCUUAUCUACCAUUUUCGCCGAAAUAAGAGUAUCCGAGCAUCAGGUCUGGUCCUGCUGGAGGCCAUCUUGAGUGGAGCUCUGCUUCUUUACUUUCCGGUCGGGAUUCUUUAUUUCCAGCCGAGUGUUUUUCGCUGCAUCCUGCUGCGAUGGGUUCGACUGCUGGGUUUUGCUACCGUCUAUGGGACACUGACUCUAAAAUUGUACAGGGUGCUCAAGGUGUUCCUGUCCCGAACAGCCCAGAGGAUUCCCUAUAUGACCAGCUGGCGAGUGCUUCGUUUACUGGGCAUCAUCAUGCUUAUUGUUUGCUGGUUCCUGGUGGCUUGGACAUCUGCUGUGUGUCAGAACACAGACAGGAAGUUGGCUCUCAUAGAUGUGGGCUACACGCCUGACGGACUGCAGUUCAGUAUGUGCCUGCUGGACCGCUGGGACUACAUGAUGGCUGUCGCGGAGUUCCUCUUCCUGCUGUGGGCAGUGUACUUGUGUUACGCUGUGAGGACGGUGCCUUCGGCCUUCCACGAGCCUCGAUACAUGGCCAUUGCUGUUCACAACGAGCUGAUCCUGUCAGCAAUAUUCUAUGUCAUCAGGUUCACUCUUGCUCCUGAGCUCCACCCAGACUGGAUGCUGAUACUGUUCUUCACCCACACCCACUUAACUGUAACAGUUACACUGGGUCUACUACUCAUUCCUAAGUUCCUAUUUGCUAGCACCCACAUGAGAGAUGAUAUAGCCUCUGAGGCCUACGAGGAUGAGCUGGACAUGGGUCGAUCUGGGUCGUACCUCAACAGCAGCAUAACCUCUGCAUGGAGCGAACACAGUCUGGACCCUGAGGACAUUCGGACACCAGACGAAAUGAGCCAUCACAGUUCUAUUAAUGGCUGUGGCGUAAGGUCUUGCGACAGUCUUUGGGAAAAACGUGCCAAUGAGGAGCUGAAGAAACUCUAUUCUCAAUUGGAGAUUUACAAGAGGAAGAAAAUGCUGGCAAACAAUCCUCAUCUCCAGAAGAAGAGGAGCUCCAAGAAAGGACUUGGUCGCUCACUAAUGCGGCGCAUCACUGAGAUUCCUGAGUCAGUACACCGGCAAUGUAGCCGUGAAGACAAGGAGGCUGGAGAACAUGGGAGCAAUCGUAACAGCACUUGCAUGUUGAAAAAGAACGCCUUUGAUCCAACUCACCCAGGAAAACCAGUGAAGGAGGAGUCGAUGAAGAACAAGGUGUUCUCUCUAAAGAAGUCUCACAGUAGCUAUGACCAUGUCCGUGACCAGAGUAAAGACUCCAACAGCUCAGCAACAGACAAGAUGGAGGUGACCACAGCUGAAAACUCCCUUCUAGAUACACUUAUAGACAAGAAGCUGGUCAAGAAGAAGUCUAGCGACAAUAUAAAUGUACAGAGUGAAUCUACAGAAUCAGUUCCUUUGGUCUGCAAGUCAGCCAGUGCUCAUAACCUCACUGCAGAUAAGAAACCAAUUCAUCCCAGAGCCUCCAUGCUACAGAAGUCCCUUAGUGUGAUUGCCAGUGCGAAAGAGAAGACUUUGGGCUUCACGGGAAAAACUCAGAGUGCAGAGGACAGUAAUAAGAAGAUUCAGUCAAAGAGUAAAGACACAGAGCCCAGUGCAGAGCCAGAGAAUGAAAGCCAGCUAAAAAUGAUUACUAGCCAGUCGGUUGAGUACAAAGAGAGUACAGCAAAAAGUCGAAUAAUGAAACAGCCGAUGAAUGGCAGCCAGCCUACUCUUUCAACUGAUCCAGUCAAGGCAAAAGAUCUCUAUGAUCUCUCAGAAGUGUGUCCUUGGGAAGUGGAAGAUCUCCCAACUCCAUCUGAAAACAAGGUCCAAAAGCAUGUUUCUAUAGCACCAAAGGAAACCACAACGGUUCAUAGAGGAAGCACCAAGGGAGGUAAAUCUAAGCAGCAGGAUCUGGCCAUUGGACGGCAGAUGGAAUCUGAAUGA